GCAGUUCGGAAGGGCAGAGGAGUCCGGGAAGGCUGGAUAUUCCUCAAGAAGGAGAUCUUAAAGGCACAGGAGAAGGCUGUCCCCAUAUGCUGAAAGAUGAGCCAGUGUGGAAAAAGACUGGUCUGGCUGAACAGAGAGCUUUUGCUGGAAGUCAGAGGAAAAAAGGAGUUGAUGACCUUUGGAAGAAGGGGCAGGCAACUCAGGAGGACUACAAGAUAACUGUUAUCUUUAAGUCAUACCAAGACUGUACAGAUCAGAAAGUAUACCAAGCAGUGACUGAUGACUUGCCUGCAGCUUUUGUUGAUGGUACGACAAGUGGAGGUGAUGGGAACACCAAGAGCUUGCGAAUUGUGGAGAAAGUUGGUGGCAAAUACGUCGAAAUGCAUGCCAAGUAUAUUGGGACCACAGUGUAUAUACGCCAGCUUGGGCACUACUUAACAUUGGCCAUUCGUAUGCCUCAAGAGUUGGUCAUGGCAUAUGAGGAGAGCCAGGACCUGCAGCUGUGUGUGAACGGUUGCCCUUCAAGUGAACGUAUUGAUGAUAGUGGCCACUUACCAUUGCCUGUGAUGGGGCAGUUGCUCCCUCAGGGUGGUGCUGCUGCUCCACGGUUAGCAUAUACACUGGAAACUGCCACAACCGAAUGUCAUGAGAAGAUGCUGGUGAAGGACAUCUAUUUUUACUCAUGUGUAUUCGACCUACUCACCACUGGUGAUGCUAACUUCACAGCUGCUGCUCACAGUGCCUUGCAGGAUGUGGAGGCAUUGCACCCCAGAAAAGAGCACUGGCAUAUCUUUCCCAGCAGUGGAGGUGGAGGUGUGGGCAAGGAUAGCAAAUUCUGUGUCAGUCUUAGACUUGUGUGCUUGAUCCUUGUUGUGUUCUUCUAGGUUUUUUGUCUAUAACAAAGUUUUCAAAUAUAUAUUGUAAUAAUAUAUUGAGUAAAGAUGAGUAUAUAUGUAUAUACCAUGUAUAAUAGGGGAUGUUUUGUCUUGGGACACCCACCAGAUUGUACAUACUGUGUUAACUGUUUUCAUGUAUGUUUGAGGUAGUAUUCUUUGUACCUAUUUGUUUUGCAGUUGGUAAAAUGUUUUAUAAUAUUCCUGCAUUGGGAUCUGAUGGAAAGCACUUUAUUUUUUAAACAUUAUGUAUUUAUGUAUGUAUAUCUGAGUAACUGUGUAUUAUGCAUAUA
Molecule: messenger RNA, 1186 nt
Organism: Pterocles gutturalis (yellow-throated sandgrouse)
Lineage: Eukaryota; Metazoa; Chordata; Aves; Pterocliformes; Pteroclidae
Gene: RGMB
Product: repulsive guidance molecule family member b
Exons: 2
Biological process (GO): BMP signaling pathway
Cellular component (GO): plasma membrane
Molecular function (GO): coreceptor activity
Source: RefSeq, a predicted model, not a curated record